Macadamia integrifolia is the source of this 1615-nucleotide messenger RNA. Its product is annotated as putative methyltransferase C9orf114. The record is from RefSeq and is a predicted model, not a curated record. NCBI's taxonomy places the organism in Eukaryota, Viridiplantae, Streptophyta, Magnoliopsida, Proteales, Proteaceae. The transcript is spliced from 11 exons. The coding region runs from base 92 to 1213 and encodes 373 amino acids.
UCACUGUAUCAUUUCCCACCUGUGAGCCCUCUGUGGCACCUUUGUUAAGAAGACAAGAGGGGGGACGAAAAACAAAGAGAGAUCGACGGCAAUGGGAAAAAAGAAGAAGAGAGAGAGAGCCGAAACCGAGGCAGAGAAUGGAGAAGAGAAGAACGAGCUAGGAAAUGGAGUGGACGCUAAGCUCAUCAAUGGAGACGCAGACGAGAACAAAGAAGAGACAAGGAAGAAAGAAAAGAAGAAUAAGAGACAGAAGGAGAAGAACAACGAGAAGACCAAGGAGAUACCAACAGUCAGCAUCGCUGUAUCUGGCUCCAUCAUCGACAACGCACAGUCGCUCGAACUCGCAACACGAUUGGCUGGUCAGAUAGCUCGAGCUGCUACAAUUUUCCGAGUCGAUGAGGUGAUAGUUUUCGACAAUAAGAGUGUUUCGGUAGAUGAUUCUAGUGUUACAACAGCAGGGGAUGCUGAUGGCAGUGAAAGUGGUGCUCUAUUUCUUGUAAGGAUAUUGCAGUAUCUCGAGACACCUCAGUAUCUAAGACGGAAUCUCUUCCCUCGGCAUAACAGCUUAAAAUUUGUGGGAUUGUUGCCACCUCUUGAUGCUCCACACCAUCUACGCAAGCAUGAAUGGGGUCCUUAUCGUGAAGGUUUAACGUUGAAGGAGAAAGAUAGGGACUCUAUGAAAACACUAGUCGAUGUUGGUCUAAGUAAGAAUGUUGUCAUUGACCAAGAACUUGAAGCUGGAAUUCGGGUAACUGUAGCCAUGGGAAGCAACCGCCAUUUGGAACAAGAUUAUUCACACAAAGUUGUGACAUUGUCCGAGCCUAGGGAAAUGGGAUUUUACUGGGGUUACAAAGUGCGAUAUGCUUCCAAUAUCACCUCUGUGUUUAAGCAAUGCCCAUUUGAGGGUGGAUAUGAUCAUGCAAUCGGAACUUCAGAGCAUGGUCUCAUUGUUAAUUCAUCUGAGCUCACUCUACCUAAAUUCAGGCACUUGUUGAUUGCUUUUGGUGGACUUGCUGGGUUAGAGGAAAGCGUUGAAGAAGACAGUAAUUUAAAGGUAAAAGAUGUGCAUCAGGUUUUUCAUUCAUACCUAAAUACAUGUCCUCAUCAAGGGAGUAGAACCAUCCGAACUGAGGAAGCCAUUUUUAUAUCCCUACAGUACUUUCAGGAACCAAUUAAUCGUGCAGCGCAGAGAUUCGAACGUCAGAAUGUCUAAUCCGUGAUAUUGAGUUCACAGAAUUGAUGAAUCCAAUGACCAUAACCCAGAGUGUACCCUGAUAGACACUGCUUUUUUUUUUUUUUGUUGGGGGGGGGGUGGUGGCGGGGGAGCAGUCAGCUUUGAUCUUCCUCCUCUACACAGACAAACCCAGGAGAACAUGAACAGAAGAAUGGUGGGUUUGCAAUAUUUCUUGGGGAAGUAUCCUGUUUAAGCAAGAUGGGCGCCUUUGUAGGCUGGGUAAUUGCAUUUUUUUCCUACUAGAAUAGGCAUUCCAUUUGGAUAUUUUUGGAACUAUGCACUUUGGGCAUUCAUUAUGAGGCCUGAGUCUUUUUUGUAUUUAGACGUCUGUUGUCCCUUAAUUUUUGGUUUUAUAGAUUUGAACUUGCUAUUCAGUAUUCA